This is a messenger RNA of Tarenaya hassleriana, 1436 nucleotides long. RefSeq names its product 2-alkenal reductase (NADP(+)-dependent). The record is from RefSeq and is a predicted model, not a curated record. The transcript has 5 exons. Gene Ontology annotation, molecular function: oxidoreductase activity, acting on the CH-CH group of donors, NAD or NADP as acceptor. The coding region runs from base 201 to 1253 and encodes 350 amino acids. NCBI's taxonomy places the organism in Eukaryota, Viridiplantae, Streptophyta, Magnoliopsida, Brassicales, Cleomaceae.
CUCUUGAAAAGAAGAGGAAAAAGGAGAAAACGGCUCGACAUUGAAUGACUUCAGACAUCUCCUCACAAACCUCAUGUCGAAUGCAAAACGAGAAUCACUCGUCUUACCAAACUCCAAGAACCAGAAAGGAUUGAUCUUCCUCGAUUUGUUUCGUCAAAUUUUCUCAGACCCAUCAUAGAAAGAAAAGAAAAACCCAAAAGAUGGGGGAAGAAGUCGAAGUGGUGGAGAACAAGCAAGUGUUGCUGAAGAAGUACAUAGAAGGGGUUCCGACGGAGACAGACAUGGAAGUGAAGCUCGGGAACACGAUUGAGCUCCGGGCUCCAAAAGGGUCUGGCUGUUUCCUCGUCAAGAAUCUCUACUUGUCUUGUGAUCCUUACAUGCGGAGCCGUAUGCGCGAUUUUCACGGUUCUUACAUCCCGCCUUUUGUUAUUGGUCGACGUAUCGAAGGAUUUGGUUUAGCAAGAGUGGUAGAUUCUGAUGAUCCUGACUUUAAACCGGGUGACAUCAUAUCUGCGAUAACUGGUUGGGAAGAGUACAGUUUGCUUCGUAAGAGCGAUGCUUUACAGUUGAGGAAAGUAGAGCUAGAUCACGAAAUCCCGAUUUCUUACCAUUUGGGGCUCCUCGGCAUGCCUGGCUUUACUGCAUAUGCAGGGUUUUAUGAGAUAUGUUCCCCAAAAAAGGGCGAGAAUGUUUUCGUCUCUGCAGCUUCUGGAGCAGUCGGGCAACUCGUAGGCCAACUAGCUAAGUUGCACGGCUGCUUUGUAGUUGGAAGUGCUGGUAGUAAACAAAAGGUUGAUCUUCUGAAAAACAGACUUGGGUUCGAUGAAGCGUUUAACUACAAAGAAGAGGCAGACCUUGAUGCGGCUUUGAAGAGGUUCUUCCCGGAAGGUAUCGACAUAUAUUUCGACAAUGUGGGCGGAUCAAUGCUUGAUGCAGUGCUCCUCAACAUGAGGGUUCGUGGAAGAAUCGCUCUCUGUGGGAUGGUAUCUCUGCAAAGCCUCUCGAAUCCCCAAGGAGUCCACAACUUGUUCAACGCCAUCUCCAAACGGAUAAGGAUAGAAGGGUUCUUGCAGAGUGAUUACCUCCAUCUCUACCCGCAGUUCUUGGAACAUGUCAAGGGUUAUUACAAGGAAGGUAAGAUUGUUUACAUUGAGGACAUGUCUGAAGGCCUUGAAACCGCUCCCUCCGCCCUCGCUGGCCUGUUUUCGGGCAGGAACAUCGGUAAACAGGUGGUUCGGGUUGCUACAGAUUGAUUCUUGAUUUCUUGGCUGAUAUGCCGAAACUGAUUCAAACUAGUUGAAGUUCUUGUCUGGAAAAGACAUGGAGAGGAAUAAGCCUUGUUCUUUGAAUCCUGAAUAUGUUUCCAAUGUGACCACAGCUGUACACUUUGAUUUUCACCCGGAAAAUAUUUAGUUUUUUAAAAUUUUGAUUCUGUA